Messenger RNA from Pieris rapae (cabbage white), 2467 nucleotides. Its product is annotated as polyubiquitin-C. Lineage: Eukaryota; Metazoa; Arthropoda; Insecta; Lepidoptera; Pieridae. The transcript is spliced from 2 exons. The record is from RefSeq and is a predicted model, not a curated record. Gene Ontology annotation, biological process: protein ubiquitination; modification-dependent protein catabolic process. Gene Ontology annotation, molecular function: ubiquitin protein ligase binding; protein tag activity. The coding region runs from base 171 to 2228 and encodes 685 amino acids. Gene Ontology annotation, cellular component: cytoplasm; nucleus.
CGUUUCAUUUUUCUCUAGCGUUAUUGAGUAUUGACGUGUUACUAGAGUGCUGUAUAUAACUUUUAAUUUUUAUGUUAUCUAAAUAUUGUGAAUUGUAGUUAAUUAAUAUUUGCAUUAAGUAUAAAAAUUGGUAAUUAUUCGUACUUCGGUGUAAUUAAAGAUCUUUUAAAAUGCAGAUCUUCGUAAAAACUCUUACGGGAAAAACCAUCACAUUAGAAGUUGAACCUUCAGACACCAUUGAAAAUGUUAAAGCUAAAAUCCAAGACAAGGAAGGUAUUCCACCAGACCAGCAACGUCUAAUUUUUGCUGGAAAGCAGUUGGAAGAUGGCCGCACCCUUUCAGACUACAACAUUCAAAAGGAGUCAACACUUCAUCUUGUGUUACGUCUCAGAGGAGGAAUGCAAAUUUUCGUUAAAACACUGACAGGCAAAACCAUCACCCUAGAAGUGGAAGCCUCUGACACCAUUGAAAAUGUUAAAGCUAAAAUCCAAGACAAGGAAGGUAUUCCACCAGACCAGCAACGUCUCAUCUUUGCUGGAAAGCAGUUGGAAGAUGGCCGCACCCUUUCAGACUACAACAUUCAAAAGGAAUCCACACUUCAUCUUGUAUUACGUCUCAGAGGAGGAAUGCAAAUUUUCGUUAAAACACUCACAGGCAAAACCAUCACCCUAGAAGUGGAAGCCUCUGACACCAUUGAAAAUGUUAAAGCUAAAAUCCAGGACAAGGAAGGUAUUCCACCAGACCAGCAACGUCUCAUCUUUGCUGGAAAGCAAUUGGAAGAUGGCCGCACCCUUUCAGACUACAAUAUUCAAAAGGAAUCGACACUUCAUCUUGUAUUACGUCUCAGAGGAGGAAUGCAAAUUUUCGUUAAAACACUGACAGGCAAAACCAUCACCCUAGAAGUGGAAGCCUCUGACACCAUUGAAAAUGUUAAAGCUAAAAUCCAAGACAAGGAAGGUAUUCCACCAGACCAGCAACGUCUCAUCUUUGCUGGAAAGCAGUUGGAAGAUGGCCGCACCCUUUCAGACUACAACAUUCAAAAGGAAUCCACACUUCAUCUUGUAUUACGUCUCAGAGGAGGAAUGCAAAUUUUCGUUAAAACACUCACAGGCAAAACCAUCACCCUAGAAGUGGAAGCCUCUGACACCAUUGAAAAUGUCAAAGCUAAAAUCCAAGACAAGGAAGGUAUUCCACCAGACCAGCAACGUCUCAUCUUUGCUGGAAAGCAAUUGGAAGAUGGCCGCACCCUUUCAGACUACAAUAUUCAAAAGGAAUCGACACUUCAUCUUGUAUUACGUCUCAGAGGAGGAAUGCAAAUUUUCGUUAAAACACUGACAGGCAAAACCAUCACCCUAGAAGUGGAAGCCUCUGACACCAUUGAAAAUGUUAAAGCUAAAAUCCAAGACAAGGAAGGUAUUCCACCAGACCAGCAACGUCUCAUCUUUGCUGGAAAGCAGUUGGAAGAUGGCCGCACCCUUUCAGACUACAACAUUCAAAAGGAAUCCACACUUCAUCUUGUAUUACGUCUCAGAGGAGGAAUGCAAAUUUUCGUUAAAACACUGACAGGCAAAACCAUCACCCUAGAAGUGGAAGCCUCUGACACCAUUGAAAAUGUUAAAGCUAAAAUCCAGGACAAGGAAGGUAUUCCACCAGACCAGCAACGUCUCAUCUUUGCUGGAAAGCAAUUGGAAGAUGGCCGCACCCUUUCAGACUACAAUAUUCAAAAGGAAUCGACACUUCAUCUUGUAUUACGUCUCAGAGGAGGAAUGCAAAUUUUCGUUAAAACACUGACAGGCAAAACCAUCACCCUAGAAGUGGAAGCCUCUGACACCAUUGAAAAUGUUAAAGCUAAAAUCCAGGACAAGGAAGGUAUUCCACCAGACCAGCAACGUCUCAUCUUUGCUGGUAAGCAGUUGGAAGAUGGCCGCACCCUUUCAGACUACAACAUUCAAAAGGAAUCAACACUUCAUCUUGUGUUACGUCUCAGGGGAGGAAUGCAAAUUUUUGUUAAAACACUGACAGGAAAAACCAUCACAUUGGAGGUUGAACCUUCUGACACCAUUGAAAAUGUUAAAGCUAAAAUCCAAGACAAGGAAGGUAUUCCACCAGACCAGCAACGUCUUAUCUUCGCUGGAAAGCAAUUGGAAGAUGGCCGAACGCUGUCAGACUACAACAUUCAAAAGGAAUCAACCUUGCAUCUUGUACUCCGUCUGAGAGGUGGCAAUUGAUGAAGCAACCGCUUCUCAAGCUAUAAUUUGUUGCUGUAUUGAACAAUCUUUUGAAAAUGUAUGAAACCAUUCCAAUAUUUCCAUGUAAAUUUUCAACAUUUUAUUGUAAAUUUACUUGUAAUUAUUUUCUGAAAUUACUUUUGUUUUGACCAUGCUAUAUAAAUAAUAAAUAUAAUUUUGAAGUUGUAUAAAUUCAAUACGCAAUUUAUGUUCAAAAUAAAUGAAUACUCAACAGACUA